Messenger RNA from Photinus pyralis (common eastern firefly), 1004 nucleotides. RefSeq names its product chymotrypsin-1-like. The record is from RefSeq and is a predicted model, not a curated record. Gene Ontology annotation, biological process: proteolysis. The transcript has 3 exons. NCBI's taxonomy places the organism in Eukaryota, Metazoa, Arthropoda, Insecta, Coleoptera, Lampyridae. Bases 113 to 871 code for a protein of 252 amino acids. Gene Ontology annotation, molecular function: serine-type endopeptidase activity.
CACGAAUGAGCAAAUACUACCCGAGAUAGUGUCUAACGAGUGUUAUCCGGACGGGGUACUCACCAUAGGUAUAAAUACAGCACAAAUGCCAACUCCGGCCCUCAAAUAAGAAAUGUCGCGGUUUUUAUUGCUACUUCUCUCAAGCAGUGUCUUCGGUGCCACCUUAAAGAAAGACAAGCGUAUUGCUGACGGCCAACCAGCAGGGGAGGGUGCUUUUCCUUACCUGGUUUCUAUACGUAUCGAUGGGCAACAUGAAUGUGCAGGAUCCAUACUUGAUGCCACCACAAUUCUCACUGCAGCUCACUGCUUAUUUGGAUUCCAACAAAUGUCUAUGACUGUCACCGCAGGUUCUAUUACACUGGACACAGGCGGCGAUACGUAUGAAGUCUCUGUUCGCCGUAUGCACGAAUUUUAUGACCCGUACACGACACGAGGAUUUAAGAACGAUAUUGGAAUAUUGAAAUUAAAGACCGCGAUCAAGUUCUCUGACAAGGUUCAACCUAUACGAUAUCUAGCAGCUGGCGACGUAGGCGUCUCAGUUCGCUGUGUUUUGCCUGGGUGGGGAAUGACGAAGGAAAACGGAGAUAGAACCAACCAAUUGCAGUUUGUGUAUUUGCUAACCUUUCCUACUGAAACAUGCAGUGAGACCUGGUUAGCUUCUGAAUAUAAGUUUAGCAUUGACGAUAGACAGCUUUGCACUUUUACACAAGAUGGUCAAGGAUCAUGCAAAGGGGAUUCUGGCGGUCCGUUAGUUGUUGGAACUGGAUUCCAAAUUGGUAUUGUGUCAAUGGGACUUGGAUGCGGCAUAGGGCCUGGUGUCUUCACUAAGGUUGCCUACUACAAAGACUGGAUCGAGAGGAACAGAAAAUAAAUUCUUCUCUGUCAAUGUGUUAUAAAAUUACAAAGUAGUAAAAGACAUAAUUACUGAAAUUCACUUAACCAAUUUUUUGUUAUCGCUUUUGCUGCAAACGUUGGAAGAUAAUAAUUAAUAAAAAUUAAAACGA